Molecule: messenger RNA, 2276 nt
Organism: Xylaria bambusicola
Lineage: Eukaryota; Fungi; Ascomycota; Sordariomycetes; Xylariales; Xylariaceae
Exons: 1
Coding region: 175-2037 (620 amino acids)
Source: RefSeq, a predicted model, not a curated record
GGCGAGAUCAAACACACGGCUUUGCUUCAUUUCGCAUAUCGCAUCUCUCCACUAGUAGCAGACUUUCUAGCUGGUGAUAUCAGACUACCCGAAAAAGAACUUCACAGGCACAAACUACAUUCUCAUUCAUCUUAUUCACACCACGCUGCCUCACCUACCACUAACAAAAAAAAAAUGAGGACAAGCAACUUGUCGAGACCUCGUGCAGGAAGGUCUGGUGGACUCGAGGGCGCAGAGCCUUCGUCGGAGAAGAUGGCAGUUGAACAAAAAGUGAAGGCUCUUCGGAAGGCUGCUAGGCGGCAAGCACGCUAUCUUGAGCAACCUUCUUAUCUUCCUGGUCUUUUUGGCCUCUUACUCACUCGGAAGCGAUCUGCUUACCCGGCCCACGACGACGGCCCUGAACGCAAGCGAAAAAGAAUUACUCAUAGGCCGAUGAUAGAGAUAUCAAGACGCCGUCCACGACGGGCAAGGGAGCCAAGGUCGAGCAAACCGCGACUCCACCCGCCCUCUCCCUCGCCUUCCUCUUCCCAAUCAUCGGCUUCAUCUUCCUCCUCAUCCCCAUCACUACCCCCAGCUCCAUCUUCACCCCCCUCUUCACCCUUAUCUUCUGGCCCAUCCUCCUGCCCCCCUGCCCCCCUACCCGUGUCUCUGCCGACUGAAGAGUCUUCUGCUGAACGACACCCUGCCUUCAAGCAGUUUAUGGACCUACCCGCCGAGAUCCACGACGAGAUUCUUCGUUAUAUACUCAGAUGGCCGCAUGACAUUACUGUUUUUAAUGGCUGGUCACUAGUGUAUCCACGCUCACGUCCUCGCCUACAACUAUCCAUCUUAUACACAUGCCGUAUGCUGAAAGAUCUAGGCCUUCGGAUUCUUUUCGGGGAGAAUACAUUCGCCUAUGACUUGCGGGAUCCAAAAGUAGCAUCCAGCCAUACCGGCACGGUGAUAGACGAGGUUUUCGAUGGAUGUGUAGUGCCGAUCAAUAAGUAUGGGCAUCUAAUCCGCUAUGUCAGGAUCAAGUUCCAUCGUAACCGGCUUUGUCUUAACGAGCAUCGUCAGGCUUUCACAAAAGCUAUUCUCAAGUUCCGUCCUGGUAGCGAUCUCGCUCACCCCGCUAACUUGCACACACUCACACUAGAAGUUCCCGCCCUCUGCAACGCAGACUUGGAUCCCGACUACGAGAUGCUUGAGCCUAAAACAGUUCCGAUUUGCCAAUAUCUAAAAGAAGAAGCAGGUUCCUACAAUGGAUACAAUGCGCUAUUUGAGAUUCGAACCCAAUGGGUGCGUGUCCUAGCCUGGGAUAAAUACAAUGAAUGCUGGGAGACUAAUAUCGAUAUGCGCUACUAUUUCAACGAUGAGAACAAGGCUUGGAGAGAAGGCAACAAACACGGCACAGAGGACGCUGCUAACGAUCAAAACGUGAAAAGAGACGCCGAUACCACUGUCAUUUAUAGGACCAGGGAUGUUGAAGCUAUGGAGAUGCUCCGGGCUAAAAAGGCGGAAAGUGCUUUGGCAGGCUUGCGUAACUUGGCUACGCGUAUUGAACAUCUAGCCAACAGUCCAGACCUAGUAGUUAACAAAUUCAAAGUAUGGCGACCUGCAACCAACCCUAGUAACGGUCGUGGCCCGAAAGGGUCUGGUGAAGAUGAGUUUGUGUCUUUGCCCCCGGGUUUUCGCGAGCCACCAUUACGAGGCCGAACCCGUUCGACAACAAGGGCGAAACCAAAUCCAAAGCUCCCAACCAAACCUAACUCCAAGUCUAACAUGAAAUCCACUACAGAGCCGGAGGAUAAGUCUAGCACCAAGGCUGGGACCAAGAAUAAAAAAAGCCCUGUCAACUUGAGUAUCUUCCACGCACGAAACGAAGUGAAUGAACAGAAGCUUCUGAAGGCCCAGAAAGGAACACAGAAGAAAGAAAAUGGGCGUUGUGGAUGCGGCACGCUUACGGAGGAAGUACUUGAAGAUGAGGACGACGCCGACGACGAUAGAGUGACGGUGUAUUGGGAUAAGGUUGAGGGAAACACCGCGGAGGAGUUUUAACAGCACUGCGUGCACAGCGAGUUUAGCGUAGCGCGCUGUGAUCGAGGAUCCAUGAUUCAUGCGCUGCGAAGAGGAGUACGAUUGAGACACGGAUGGCGAUCUGAUCAAUGCGUUCUAUUAUCUUUUCAUUUCCCUCCAUCCCCUGGAUGAGUCAUAUUACAUACACCAUGCGUAGGUAGAUUUAUACUUAGUUUCCCGCUGCCCUUAUUUAGACGCUAGACAUACUAGACUCUAGAUUU